Heterostelium album PN500 is the source of this 3252-nucleotide messenger RNA. RefSeq lists its product as uncharacterized. Lineage: Eukaryota; Evosea; Eumycetozoa; Acytosteliales; Acytosteliaceae. The transcript is spliced from 6 exons. The record is from RefSeq and is a predicted model, not a curated record. Gene Ontology annotation, molecular function: protein binding. Bases 1 to 3252 code for a protein of 1083 amino acids.
AUGUCAGAGACAACAACUACAACUAUCAUUUCAUCAACUGUUGUUGUUGAAGGAAUUGGAAAUGUAAAUUUAAAAAGUGGUAGUGGUAGUGAUAUAGAUAGUAAUAAUAAUAAUAAUAAUAAUAAUAAUAAUAAUAAUAAUAAUAAUAAUAAUAAUAAUAAUAAUAAUAAUAAUAAUAAUGAUAUAAAAUUAAAUAAUAAAGGACAUUCAAAUGUAAAAGAAUUAAAGAGAUUGUUUGAAUCAAAGAAAACAGUUGUUUUGGAUAAAUUGAGUUCAUUGACAAGCAAUCGAUUCAAACACACCAAAGAGAAAGACAAGGAGAGAGAACGUGGUGAGAAAGAAGAGAAGAAAGAGAAGGAGAAAGAGGAAAAAAAAGAACAGCGUGAACGUGAGAAAGAGCUAAAGUCACAAGAGAAAGAGUUAAAAUCACACGAGAAAGAGUUAAAAGAGCAAGCCAAACAAAGAGAGAAAGAAGCGAAACAAGCAUCGAAAUCAAAAGAAAAGGAAAAAGAGAAAGAUGAUAUCGAAUAUGAAGAGAUACAAAUAUCAUCAAGUGAAAGAAAGUAUUAUUAUUAUAUAAAUGAAGCAAUUAGAAAGAAUAUACCUAUUGUACCAUCUUUAGCGAUUAGAAGGAAAUCAUUAGAUUUAACACAUUCUCCUAUUAAGGGAUCGUUGUACGCCUCAAAGUAUCAACACAACUACUCACCGAGUACCAGAACGAUUCAAUUGUCAAAGAGUCAGAAAAAGAGUGUAACAGUACCACCACCACAGUUCAACGAUGAUACCAGUUGGAUAAAGAAGGCAAAAGACGACGAGUGUGUACCGGAUUCAUCAAAGAAGUCGUCGUCUAUCGCAGUGACAGAACCAGCUUCACCCAGACCUCAUCUACAACAGUCAAAGAGUACCUUUGAAUUGAAACCUACAAACAUCUUUCGUCAUAUGUCACAGGAGGAACCGACACCAAAGAAAUCACCUUCACCUUCUUCUUCAUCUUCUUCAUCCAAUAAUAAUAAUAAUAGUAUCAAUAACAAUAACAAUAAUAGUAAUAAUAAUUAUAACAAAUUUAAAGAUAGUAAAUUUAUUAGUGGUAAGGAUGUAUCAAAUGAUUGUAAUAGUAAUGAUUCAUUGGAAACCUCAAAAGAAAAGAUAUUCUCAUGGGCUACUCUCAGACGAAUGAAACGAUCAUCUUCAACCGUUGAAGAUACACCUAUAUUCAUUAUAUCUCCACCUUUAAAAUCGACUGCCAACAACAACAACAAUAAUAAUACUACAACAUCAACUUCUACUUCUUCUUCAAACAAUGACGAUAAUAAUGAUAAUAAUAAUAAUAUUAGAAAUAUGUUGGUAACUGGAAGUGCAGAUAGUAUACCAACUCAACAACAGCAACAACAACAACAACAAUCAAAACAAAUACAACAACAAUAUCCAUAUCUAAAUCAAACACAACGUAAACAUGGAUCAAGUUUAGAGUUAUCAACGAGUAAUAAGGAUAAAUCGAAUUUGGUAAUUCAACAAACAGGUAGUCCACCAGAGACUAAGCGAUAUGUCUCACAAUCCAUUACGAUUCUUCGUAAGGAUCUGGCUGGUACCAAUAAUAAUAAUACAAGUUAUUCUUCACCUUCUUCACCAGGAGAUUAUACUCCACCAAAGAACAAAUUCAUUUCUAUUGCCAAGAAUAUGAAUAGACUGAACGCUACUACCGAGGAGUUAAAGUUGUCAUCUGCCAAACUAGAGAGUUCGUCUGCUGUGAUCAUCUCAGAGUCGGAACCUUCCUCGCCUGUACUCUCACCAUCGCGUGCCGAGAUCAUAACGACUGCAAGUAGCGGUGGAAUCAGCUUUAGCAAUCCAAGACUGGAAGUAUUGCUACAAACAACACGUGCUCGUUCCAGUUCCGUUGGAAGUCUGAUUGAAGCUACCAAAUUUGAGUUAGUAGACAUCCCACCUCUGAAAGUGCAUGUCUCCAGCUUGGAAGAGUGUCUUGAGCAGUUUGCUAAACCAUUUGAAUUGUCACUGCCGGGUGUAGGUGGAGGUCGUUGUUUUGUGUUGGAUCUUGCCAAUUGUUCGCUGGGUGACGAAGGACUGUUGGAGAUUGCAACGGGUUGUCCUGGAAAUCUAGAGAUUGCCGAUUUGAGUUGGAAUGAAAUCAGUGGUGAAGGAUUGGAAGCUUUCACACGAAUGUUGGUCGAUACUCAAUCGCUGUUCACCUCGCUCAGUCUCCAAGGAAAUUCAAUUUCGCCAACUAAUUUACAAGUGUUUUUGGAAUCGAUUGGAAAUAUCAGUCGCGAGAAGAAAGGCUACAAAGGAUUCGGUCUGAAUCUAAAGGAAACCGGAAUUGAAAACGAAGGUGCUGAGUACCUUGCAAACUACAUUGGAUCCAACCAGUAUCCUCAUAUGAUUGGUUUGAAUCUGACGUAUGCCUCUGUCACCGAUAUCGACUGUAGUGACCAAAGUCAUUUGGAAAGACGAAGGAAUCAAUCAAUGGGAGGAAGAAGAGAUACAGCUGAUCGUACAGCACUUUACAAAGGAGAAGAUUAUCGAUUUGCUCAUCAAUGGAUUCUCGCUGUCGCCACUCAUCCAACAGGACAAAUCGUCGAAGUCAAUCAGAAUCAAUCGGAUAAUAGCAGUCACGCAUUGAAACUACUAGUCGAUAUUCUACCAUCACAUCUUGGUAACCACGACUUCCUCAGUAGCUUCCUCAAUCACUUGGCAUCACUAGUUUCAAUUCUCGACAGAUCAUUCAAGAAAAUCGAUUUAUUCUUUUUGAAACUCUUGGAAUUCUUUGACCUUUUAAUUCAAUCCGACAAUGUACAAUGUUUCGAAAAAUUAAAUGAUUGUAUAAUAUUUAACAAAUGUUUGGAUUUAAUAUAUGAAUUCCCAUAUAAUAAUAUAUUACAUCAAAAGAUUUUAAAUCUAUUUGUAUCAACAACUAAAAAUGCUAUAUUUAAUAAUUUUGAACAAUCUGUAUUUAAUAUUGAACAUCUUGGUAGAUUAAUUACUUAUUUAACUUUGGAGAAUGAUGGUUUGCCAGGAAGUAGAAGUCCAAACUUUGGACAUCUUUUGGAGAUAUCAAAGUUGGUAAAGAAAUCAUCUCAUCCAUUCUUACUUACUAAAGAGUGGAAACAAUAUCAGAUCAACAUUCUCGACAAAGAAACACUACUUCAAGAAACCUAUCUUUGUGGAUUUAUACCCGAUAGAAAUAUGAAAUUAGAUUCCAAUCUAUUGGAUAAAUUUGAAAAGGAAUUCAAGAAAUAA